Messenger RNA from Pseudophryne corroboree (corroboree frog), 989 nucleotides. It is a transcript of the gene PPIF, whose product is annotated as peptidylprolyl isomerase F. The record is from RefSeq and is a predicted model, not a curated record. Gene Ontology annotation, cellular component: mitochondrion. Gene Ontology annotation, biological process: protein folding; cellular response to hydrogen peroxide; regulation of mitochondrial membrane permeability involved in programmed necrotic cell death. The coding region runs from base 57 to 653 and encodes 198 amino acids. Gene Ontology annotation, molecular function: peptidyl-prolyl cis-trans isomerase activity. The transcript has 6 exons. NCBI's taxonomy places the organism in Eukaryota, Metazoa, Chordata, Amphibia, Anura, Myobatrachidae.
CGGCGGCCGGGCCGGCACAUGGACACACGCACAGAGUAGCUUCACGUUCCCGCAUUAUGUUGUUAUCAAACAGCCGCCUCCUGCUCCGGUGCUGCCGCCUGGGAAAUGGUUCAUUAAUCUCUGCCAGAGCAUGCACGGACAGUACGGCUACCCGUAAGGGUAACCCGCUGGUGUACAUGGAUGUGACGGCGGACAACCAGCCUCUGGGGCGGAUUGUUUUCGAGUUGAAAGCAGAUGUGGUGCCUAAAACUGCUGAAAAUUUCCGAUCGCUAUGCACUGCUGAAAAGGGGUCUGGUUAUAAAGGAUCCACGUUCCACAGAAUAAUUCAGAAUUUUAUGUGCCAGGGUGGCGAUUUCACAAAUCAUAAUGGCACUGGAGGGAAAUCUAUUUAUGGAAGUCGCUUCCCAGAUGAGAACUUUAUACUGAAACACACAGGACCAGGUAUUCUCUCAAUGGCUAAUGCUGGUCCAAACACAAAUGGAUCUCAAUUUUUUAUUUGCACGGUGAAAACAGAAUGGCUGGAUGGCAAACAUGUGGUCUUUGGAUAUGUGAAAGAUGGCUAUGAUGUAGUCAGGAAAAUGGAAGCCUGUGGGAGCAAGAAUGGACGUCCUACCAAAAAGAUUGUUAUAGCUGAUUGUGGAGAACUUGAUUAAAGUCUAAUCCUUCCUGGAUCUGGAUCACCUUGUAGCUGUGAAUUUCUAAAACCACUUCACUUUUGUGGGAUCUUGUAAUGUGAUUUGUGCACUUACUGUACAAUGGAAAGUUGUUUACAUAGGUACAACUAAAGACUUCACAAUGUCACUUACCUCAGCCUGAAUGUCUUGUUUCAUUGCCUGAGUAGCUGGCAGAAAUACUGUAAGUGUGUGAUGCUAAUGAGCACUGUUUACUGGAAUCUCCUGAUUUUAAGAACGUUAACACUUACUUACCCAUAACAGAAUAUAUUUGAAAUGCAAACCUGCUCCUUGGUAGUAUUAAAUUAUUAUUUUGUA